Mesorhabditis belari is the source of this 738-nucleotide messenger RNA. NCBI's taxonomy places the organism in Eukaryota, Metazoa, Nematoda, Chromadorea, Rhabditida, Rhabditidae. The record is from the annotation of a GenBank genome assembly.
AUGACCGGGCUCGACAACCUUACAGCUUACGAGCAUGAGCCGAAGCUGGGAUGGUUGACCGAUCAACGAGUGUUGGCAAAGAGGACAAAGGACAUUCAGAGAGCCAAAGAGAAGACGAUCUAUCAGCGCUAUCGGGAAGAAGUGUCGAAAGAGAAUCGCGUGAAAGGAAUUCAUCCGAUCACUCCGAACAAGCACAUCAAUUUUUCGCGAAGGAGCUGGGAUCAACAAGUUCGUCUCUGGAAGCGCGCUCUGCACGUUUUGAGUGGAGAAGAGCGAUCAGAGAGUCGCUGUUCGGAUGUGGGAGACUCGGACGGCGAUGUGGGCACAGUGCUCUUUGCUGAAAAUGCCGGGAAGAAGAAAAAGGAGUGCACGUUGGCCGACCUCAGCCUCGCCAAAAACGAUGUUCAUCCGGAUGCUGAUGUGAUGUCCAAACUUCUCAAUCAUUUCGACAUUAACUCGAGCGCCGAGCCUACCGAUGGAGCAAAUGAUAGCCCCGUCGACUAUCAAUCGAUUCCCACAACAUCAUAUCAAUGUCCAGAGAUUUUGUACCGUUUGGCCUUGGUGCCCGUUGGUGACUUCAUAAGCUAUCAAAGGCUGAAGCCGUCAGAAAAGCAAUCAGAAAAAGAUUUGACAAUCGUUUCAUGGGGUACGCAAGUUCCCGUUUUCCUUGAAACGGCUCAAUUGGCACAGGAGAAGUUGGGAGUAUUGGCUGAGGUGAGGAAACUUUUAUGUAACGGC